GGAAGGAGUCAGCACCACGAGCCCAAAGUACAACCCCUGCGGCCAAGCCGCCUUCCGUCUAUUGAUGGACUACAAGCGAGCGCAGCCGGAGGGGAAGGCGCGGGUCCCACGGCUGGACCGCCGCAACGCCAUUAAGUACGUGGACUCCGAGCCGGCGUCCGGGGAGCCCUGGUCCGCCAGCGGCGACGCGCCAGCCGUCUACAUCGCCCGCUCCCCCGCCGCCUACUCCGCCCAGACCAGCUUCCGUAGCGGCGAUGCGAUGAUUGCUAUUUCAACCAAAGUGAAGUUCAAGAGGAACAUCAGGGCAUGGAUACAAGGAGAGCGGCUCGGAAGUGGAUCAUUUGGGACUGUGUAUGAGGCUAUCAGUGAUGACGGAUUUUUCUUUGCGGUCAAAGAAGUAUCCUUGCUUGACCAAGGGAGCAAUGCCAAGCAGUGCAUUUUACAACUGGAACAGGAGAUUGCGCUCUUUAGUCGUUUUGAACAUGAGAACAUAGUUCAGUAUUUUGGAACAGACAAGACCCAAGCUUUUUUCAGAAUUGGUCGCGGUGAACCACCACCUAUUCCUGGCUCUCUGUCAAAAGAGGCUUGUGAUUUCAUCCACCAAUGUGUACAGCAAAAUCCAGAUGAUCGGCCCUCUGCUGCUCAGCUAUUGAAGCACCCAUUCGUGAGUAGAUUACUUCCAGCAUCUGCUAGCUCUGGUCAACCUUCUGAUAUUAUUGGAAGAGGAAGCUAGACAUCUUUCAUCAAGAAUUAGAAGGUAAAGCAUUGUAUUUUUAAUCUUUUCUUUUGUUUUCAAUAAGAUUAUCAUCUAUUACAGAAACAAAAAAGUAAAAUGGAGGAUCAUGGAAGGAUAAAGUGCUUCACAGUGCAGCAUUUGCCUUCUUGUUUGACUUGUUAUAGAAGAAAUGCAUGGUUAGAUAUGUCCAUGUUCAUCUUGCAGAUUUCAUAUAAUUUUGCUUUCAAAAAUAUAAUUUGAAAACAUUUCUGAGGUAUGUUUCA
Molecule: messenger RNA, 999 nt
Organism: Phoenix dactylifera (date palm)
Lineage: Eukaryota; Viridiplantae; Streptophyta; Magnoliopsida; Arecales; Arecaceae
Product: mitogen-activated protein kinase kinase kinase 1-like
Biological process (GO): MAPK cascade; protein phosphorylation
Cellular component (GO): cytoplasm
Molecular function (GO): ATP binding; MAP kinase kinase kinase activity
Source: RefSeq, a predicted model, not a curated record